AUGUUGCUCCGAUUCGCGGCCAACGCGGGGCAUACCCACGCCGAGGGGAAUACGCCCUCGACCGCACCAGGCCACAACCAUUCGCAUGGGGAUGGACAUGACCACGCGCAUGGUCUGUUUCACUCACACGACCACUCGCACUCGGAGGGCGCGGCGCAGAUCAUCAACGCGUUCAAGACGGGCAAGUUGGACCGCGGGACCAAGAUUACGUUGCUCGGCCUCGGAUCCAACGUUGCACUCACUGUCGUAAAGGGUGCUGCGGGCUUCUUCAUGAACUCGGCGUCGCUGCUGGCGGAAGCAGGACACAGUCUGAGCGACCUGUUAGGCGACUUCGUCACUCUCGCCACCUGGAGGAUAUCGCGCAAGCCUCCUGAUGACCGCUUCCCGUGGGGCUAUGCCAAGUUCGAGACAUGCGGAACCCUCGCUGUGUCCGUGAUCCUGGUCGGCGGCGCGCUCGGCAUCGGGUUGCACAGCUACCAUCUGCUCAUGCAGGUGAUCUUGCCGUGGCUCGAAUCCUUGCCGCCCGACAGCACGUUCGCAGGCCUACAGGCUUGGCUGCCGAGGAGUGUACCCUCUCCGCUGCUCGAGCUGUUCCAUGCGCACGGUGUGGGUGAGGUGCACGACCAUUCACAUGGUGUCGCGGACCAUGGGCACAGCCACGGCGUCGAGGGAGGCCACGAGCAUGCUCUCAACCCCCACGCAGCGUGGUUCGCGCUCGCGAGCGUCCUCGUUAAGGAGUGGCUGUACCAGCUCACGAACAAGGUGGCAAAGCAGGAGAACUCGCCAGUGUUGCGAGCCAAUGCCCUCCACCACCGUGCUGACGCGCUCACGUCCCUCGUCGCUCUCGGCUCGAUCCUCGGCACGUCACUCGGCGGCGUCCGGUGGCUCGACCCCCUUGGCGGCAUCGCUGUGUCGUUCUUCAUCCUGCAACAGGGAUUGUCGCUUUCCAAGGUAGCGUGCAUGGAGCUCCUUGACGUCGGCAUCAAUGCCAAGACACAGAAGAGCAUCGAGAAGGUUGCUUGCGAGCUCGUCGACGGUGUUGAGCUCCUUGGCGUCCGCAAGGUCCGCGGCGUGCGCUCAGGAGGUCAGAUCGUUCUGGACCUCACCAUCGUCGUGCCUUCCACAAUGUGUGUGUACGACGCACACGAGGUCGAACUUCGCUUGCGCAGCCACAUCAUGGGCGCGCGCACCGACAUCCGCGAGAUCAAGGUGCAUGUACAUGCAGACAUUCACGACGACGGCAACCCGACACCACCAACCGUUAACAGUGAUUUUACCAAGCACGGGUGCGACCCGUGGGAAGAGGGAAACGACAAGUAG
This is a messenger RNA of Cutaneotrichosporon cavernicola, 1320 nucleotides long. RefSeq lists its product as uncharacterized. The record is from RefSeq and is a predicted model, not a curated record. Lineage: Eukaryota; Fungi; Basidiomycota; Tremellomycetes; Trichosporonales; Trichosporonaceae. The coding region runs from base 1 to 1320 and encodes 439 amino acids. Gene Ontology annotation, cellular component: membrane. Gene Ontology annotation, biological process: transmembrane transport; monoatomic cation transport. Gene Ontology annotation, molecular function: monoatomic cation transmembrane transporter activity. The transcript has 6 exons.